Messenger RNA from Brettanomyces bruxellensis, 1107 nucleotides. RefSeq lists its product as uncharacterized. The transcript has a single exon. The record is from RefSeq and is a predicted model, not a curated record. Lineage: Eukaryota; Fungi; Ascomycota; Pichiomycetes; Pichiales; Pichiaceae. The coding region runs from base 1 to 1107 and encodes 368 amino acids.
AUGAGGCAGCUUUUUGGCUGCUACAAGUAUCUCAAAUUUACCGAGUUGAGACUCACACAAUUGCGGUUUCCGCUAGAAGCUAGUCAUACAACACGGCUGAAAGAUUUAAACAGGAAACAUCAAUUAGUUGAUCGUCAAUGGAUAUACAACAAUAUAUUAAAGUAUGUGCCGAGCCACGCGCCUUCACCUUGGAAUUCAGGUAUUCAGACUAAAGCAUUAUUACUGCAAAGUGAAAGGCCAAAUAAAAAAGGUACAAGUAGGACACAACAGGGUUCUGGAAAUACCAAUGGGAAAAAUGGUGAUAAUAAGGAGAAGCACAUAAAUAAAAACAAGCUUAACAGAAAAGCGAAUCUCGGAUCCACAAUAGAAAUGCUUCAACUGAAAGUGCCAAAACUACUCCAGGAGUUAUUGCCAGAGGAAAGCAUCUCAAAGAAUAUAAUUUUCCGUAUACUCCCGCACAAAUAUCCAAAUAUGCCACCAUUUAAGGGCUACUUAUUAUAUUCGACGACUCUUAAAACUUUACAGCUUGCAUUGACAUCGUUUUACUUGAACCCCAAAACUCAGAUACACAUUACCAAUAUCAAAGUUGACGAACCCACAUCUUCAAUGUCAUCCGAUGAGCUUGUGAAUCUAUCUUUAAAUAACACAUCAAUCGAAAAAGCAGAUCCUUCUAUUAAUCACACGGCACAGUCACUAUCAAAUUAUACUACAAAGAUUAUAAUUAAAUGGAGGACAUGUUUGAAUGGGUGUUCACAUUUAGAUCACUCGAGCACUGCUCAUGCUAAAAUGGGCUCCUUUAAGUUUGAUAAUCUUGAUAUGUCGAAAGUUCUGCCUGAAUCCGGCAAAAACUUAUCAUCCGCUUUAAUCCGUGAAAUAGAGCUGAAAUUAUUUCCCGGAUUCCUUCAAAGGAAGAACAAGAAGUCGGAAAUCAAGGAAGAGAUGGCGCAAAAGAGUGACAGGAAACUAGAACGGAUUGUAAGUGGAGUUUUUAUUUUCGAAUUAACCGCUGAUAACGACAAGAUUGCAGUUUUCACAAUUGACAACUGUGAUGUUUUGGAGAAUAAGGAACCUGAUAUUGAACGUUUUGGCCUUGCACCACAGGCAUAA